AUGAUAAUCUUCAUGGUCAAGGUGUACAUAAUCCCACCCAUCUUCUUGAGAGGAGUUUUGAGCUCUUUGAAGAAUUUCAUAAAUCUCAAAACCAAUCACGUGGUUGUGGGUUUAAUCAGAAUAAGAUUUGGAGUUGUCCCCCCUGAAGGUUUCUAUAAGCUCAAUGUUAAUGGAGCUACUGACAAUGCAAUAGGCUUGCAUAGUAUUGGUGCAAUUGUUCGUAAUGAGUAUGGAGUUUUUAUGGGUUCCCUAGCCAUGCAAAGCCCUCACGGGGUUUCCAUUCUAGCUACAGAAUUGCAAGCGAUCUAUAGAGGAGUUUUAUUUGCUACAGUUGCUGGUUUUUUCCCUCUCUUCAUUGAAACCGACUCUUCUGAGGCUGUUAUGAUGAUUAAUUCAUGGGAGACUAUUUGGGCUACUGUCGGUAACAUUGUGGAUGAUGUAAGAGACUUGUUCGUGCAAUUUUCUUUAAAGGAAGUCCAAUUUCGACUUAGGGAGUGUAAUAAAGUGGCUCAUGCUAUUGCCUAUUUUGCUUUACACGAAUAA
Molecule: messenger RNA, 543 nt
Organism: Prunus avium (sweet cherry)
Lineage: Eukaryota; Viridiplantae; Streptophyta; Magnoliopsida; Rosales; Rosaceae
Molecular function (GO): nucleic acid binding; RNA-DNA hybrid ribonuclease activity
Source: RefSeq, a predicted model, not a curated record